AAUAUCUGAGAUGGGUCCACUGGUUCAGCCUGAUGAUUGCAAGUUAAAUCUCAACUGCUCGCCAGUUACGUUGUUGGCUGCGUAAAUGAUAACGGCCAACGCCUCCCUCACAUUAUCAGUACUGUCGUUCAGUCUUUCGAUGGCAAGGAUGACACUAUGCUUUUUGGCGAGCUUGCUCCCAUAUUAUGGGCGAUGCGCAACCGUGCCAACCAGAUCAAGGCUGACAGAAACGACGAAGAGGCCCAGGAAGUCCUUUUUCAUAAGUCAGAAGAGGAAUUAAACAGCAUGCCACUGGAGUUCGCCACGGAAAGGAGAUUCCCGGUCCUUAUACUGUCGUUCGUGGGACCCCAGCAUGGGCGCUUGUUCUACGCAUGCAUGGAUGGCGAGAGGCUUGUUAUCCGGCAGUCUAAGAAUUAUAGCUUUGAGAAGACGGAUACUGCGCUCUGGGACUUUUUUGCACGUUUCCUGAUGAGCAGGCCCAUGGAAGAGGAUAUAUGAGAUUCGCAAAAUAGUCCUGUGUUGCACUGAAUAUAAGAUUAC
Molecule: messenger RNA, 540 nt
Organism: Aspergillus campestris IBT 28561
Lineage: Eukaryota; Fungi; Ascomycota; Eurotiomycetes; Eurotiales; Aspergillaceae
Exons: 1
Coding region: 157-498 (113 amino acids)
Source: RefSeq, a predicted model, not a curated record